Molecule: messenger RNA, 1509 nt
Organism: Cordyceps fumosorosea ARSEF 2679
Lineage: Eukaryota; Fungi; Ascomycota; Sordariomycetes; Hypocreales; Cordycipitaceae
Exons: 3
Coding region: 1-1509 (502 amino acids)
Source: RefSeq, a predicted model, not a curated record
AUGGCAACGCCGGUUGUUGAGCGGAUGAAGCAAGUUCGCUUGGGUCUUGGGUCUGCUCUAUGUGAAUCCGUAACGAAAAACACCACCGAGCUCGCCGUCUUUACCCAGGAGCACGAGGCGCACGAAGAGAUUCUGCUCGCCAAGUGCCCGCCGACAUUAUGGCCGCACGGCUCGUACCGCGCGAGCUGCCCCAGGCCGAUUCUCAUCUCCGAGAGCCACUGCAGGCAGCUCAAAGACUUGCAUGGCGCAUUGACGGCCGCCAUGAACGACAUUGUGUCGCGAUGGUGGAGGGACAAGGCCGCCAACUUUCCGGCACGCAUGCCACUGGAGGAGGAAGAGGAACAGCUGUUGCAGUGGCUUGAUGAGCAGGAGGAGCUCGGCAACCUACCCAAAUUCUCAACUCGUCAGGGCUCUUGGCGACCAGACUUUCUUGUUGAGGAAGUGCAUCACGAGGACGGCUCCAAGACGGAAAACUUUCGUCUCUCAGAGAUCAAUGCCCGUUUCUGCUUCAAUGGCUUCAUGCACAUUCUAUACGGCAACUUGGCUCUGCAGGGUAUGAACUUGAACGAGUGCGGUCUCUCCAUUCCCGCAAAUGGAGCAGAGUUUUUCGACAGCCUUUUGGACAUGUUCCGCCACGAUCAGCCUCUCCAUCUCCUCAAAGGUGAAGAAGACGGCAUCGACAUCGGCAUGUUUAUCCAAGCCGUACACGACCGGAUCGGCACGGAGCCACGCCUCAUUACGCCCACGGACCUGCGCCUAGUCGCGGAUGAAACCACCGGCCGCACCAGGCUCUGCUGCUUGGCCACGCGCGGCGCCUCCAGCGACGGGGAUGCAUUCCGCACCGCCGAGGGGGAGGCCGUCGAGGAGAUUCACCAAGUCGGCCUAGAGCUACACCAGCACGAGCUCGCGGCGCUGGGCGGCGAAAUGCGGCGCCAGCUCGGCCUGCGCUGCUUCAACGAUCUGCGCACGGUGCUGCUCGUCCACGACAAGCGCAUGCUGGGCAUCAUCGGGCAGGAGUUGUGCAGCCUCGUCGCUCGCGGCGUCUUGACGCCCGCGCAAGCGGUGAUCCUGGACAGGGGUGUGGCGCAGACCAUCUUGCCGGGCUCGCCUGAGCUUCUGCGGCUGGCAGCCGGUGGGAACUGCGACGACACGACGAAAGAUGGGUAUCUUCUCAAGCCCGUGCGCUGCGGCAAAGGCGCCGGCAUUGUCUUCGGCGAGGACAUGACCGCGGAGGCAUGGCGCUCCACGCUUAAUGGGCUCCGCUCGACGGCGUCGCCAGACAGCGGUAGCAUGGUGGUGCAGCGGCGCAUCAAGCAGCAGCUAUAUGAUGUGGUGCUCAAGAGGAAUGACGGCAAUGGCAUGGGCGAGAUGAAGCGGAACCACCUAGUCGGCACCUAUCACGUUAUAAAUGGUCGUUAUCUAGGCAUUGGGAUAUGGCGUAGUAGUGCGGAACGCAUCUGCGCUAUUUCGACAGGAGGGUCGUGGAUGUGCUCCGUCAUCCGUUCCUAA